Naumovozyma dairenensis CBS 421 is the source of this 2286-nucleotide messenger RNA. RefSeq names its product acyl-CoA oxidase (gene POX1). Gene Ontology annotation, biological process: fatty acid beta-oxidation using acyl-CoA oxidase; lipid homeostasis. Bases 1 to 2286 code for a protein of 761 amino acids. Lineage: Eukaryota; Fungi; Ascomycota; Saccharomycetes; Saccharomycetales; Saccharomycetaceae. Gene Ontology annotation, molecular function: FAD binding; fatty acid binding; acyl-CoA oxidase activity. Gene Ontology annotation, cellular component: peroxisome. The transcript has a single exon. The record is from RefSeq and is a predicted model, not a curated record.
AUGACAAGAUUAUCAACAGUAAACACAAAGGACUCUCCCGUCUUGAUCCCACAAAAAUUAAUAAACAAAGAAAGACAAGAUUCUAAACUACAAAUCGAUGAAAUAAAUACUUUCUUAGAAUCGAACCCAGAAAAACAAUCCCUAACUCAUCAACUAAUAGAUCAAAUCGUCAAUGAUCCAAUCUUACAAACAGACACCAAAUAUUACGAUCAAACAAAGGACCAACAAAGAGAAAUUACAGCAAAGAAAAUAGCAAGAUUAGCCACAUACAUGGAACAUGACAUCAAAACAGUUAGAGCUCAGUUCCGUGACAAUGACCUGAUCAAACAACUCCAAUCUUCAUCUUCUUCCUCUGUCCUUCCUUUGACAAAUAAAGACAUCUCAUUAUUUGACAAGCGUCUAUCUCUCGUAGCAAACAUAGACCCUCAAUUAGGUACAAGAGUUGGUGUCCAUUUAGGACUAUUCGGUAAUUGUAUAAAAGGUAACGGUACAGAUGAACAAAUCAAAUAUUGGUUACAAACGCGUGGUGCCGCAUUCAUAAAGGGAAUAUACGGUUGUUUCUCCAUGACUGAACUAGGUCACGGUUCUAAUGUGGCUCAAUUACAAACUACAGCUACUUAUGAUUCUAAAUUGGAUUCAUUCGUGAUAAAUACUCCAGAUUUGACCGCAACAAAAUGGUGGAUUGGAGGUGCUGCUCAUUCUGCAACUCAUACCGUUUGUUACGCAAGAUUACUCGUAGAAGGGAAAGAUUACGGUGUUAAGACAUUCGUGGUCCCAUUGAGAGAUUUGGAAACUUUACAAUUGUUACCUGGAAUCUCCAUUGGUGAUAUUGGAUCCAAGAUGGGUAGAGACGGUAUUGAUAAUGGAUGGAUUCAAUUUAGAAACGUUAUCAUCCCAAGAGAAUAUAUGUUAAGUAGAUUUACUAAAGUAAUUCCCUCUGAGAAUGGUAGUGAUAAAGUUACUGUCAAAACUCAACCUCAAUUGGAUCAAAUUUCAGGUUAUAGUGCUUUGUUAAGUGGUAGAGUUAAUAUGGUUAUGGACUCUUUUAGAUUCGGUUCCAAAUUUGCUACUAUCGCUACAAGAUAUGCCGUAGGAAGACAACAAUUCGCUCCAAAUAAAAACUCUACGGAAUUACAGUUGAUCGAUUAUCCAUUACAUCAAUAUCGUGUCUUACCACAAUUGACUAUACCAUAUUUGGUUUCUCCCGCUGCGUUCAAAUUGAUGGAUACUUAUUAUUCUACAUUAGAUGAAUUGUAUAAAGUUUCAUCUUCAUCUCCUGCUAACGCUAAUGGGUUGAAAGUUGUUAGUGAAAAAUUGAAGAAUUUGUUCAUUGAUAGUGCAUCAUUAAAGGCAACUAAUACUUGGUUGAUCUCUACUUUGAUUGAUGAAUUAAGACAAACUUGUGGUGGUCACGGUUAUUCUCAAUAUAAUGCUUUCGGUAAAGGGUAUGAUGAUUGGGUUGUUCAAUGUACUUGGGAAGGUGAUAACAAUAUCUUAUCUUUAACUUCUGCUAAAUCCAUUUUGAAAAAAUUCGUUGAUUCCGCAACAAAGGGUAAAUUUAACAAUUCAUUAGAUGAGGAUUCAUUCAAUUAUUUAAAUCCGAAAUUUAUCAUGAAAGUUUUCACCCCAUCUGGUGACUCUACAAGUAUUAUCGAUGAUGAUGACCUUUAUAGUUACACCAAAAUUUGGGAAGUUAGUUUGGUUAAGAUUUUAGCUUUCAUUGGGAAAUCGAUUGAAAGAUCUAGAGAUGUUGAUAGUGUUUCGAAAUUAUUAGUUAUGGUUUCGAAAUUCCAUGCUAUUCAUUCCAUGUUAAAAACAUAUCAUAAUAAGUUAACAAAUAAUGAUCCCCAUGAUAAGUCAUUCAUUAACGAUCAAUAUACUCAGGAGACAAUGUGGAACAUUUAUAAAUUGUUCUCCAUCUAUUUCAUCGAUAAACAUUCUGGUGAAUUCCAACAAUUUAAGAUCUUAACACCAAACGACAUCUCCAAAAUCAUUCAACCAAAAUUAUUAGAAUUGUUACCAAAAUUAAGGAAAGAUUGUAUCGCUUUGACUGAUUCAUUCAAAUUACCUGAUGCAAUGAUUAAUGCUCCAAUUGGCUAUUACGACGGUGAUAUCUAUCAUAAUUAUUUCAAUGAAGUCGUAAAGAAUAAUCCUGUGGAGAAAGAUGGUGCCGGUAUUGCUCCUUAUCAUAAGAUUUUAUCCGAUAUGUUGACAAGAGGAUUUGAAUUCGACGCUAAAUUAGGAGGUAGUUCAAAUAAAGAUAUUUUAUCCAUGUUGAACAAAUAG